Molecule: messenger RNA, 1443 nt
Organism: Dovyalis caffra
Lineage: Eukaryota; Viridiplantae; Streptophyta; Magnoliopsida; Malpighiales; Salicaceae
Source: the annotation of a GenBank genome assembly
AUGGGUAGCUACUGUAAGAAACGUAUUAGACCUCUCCAGGCUGAGCACGAGCAGGUUGGCUUUUGCAAUCGUAUUUUAAGUAGAGUCAUGUUCCAGACCUUGGCAUUUGAUACCUUGUCGGGACUCGUAGACAAUGACGUGCCUUUUCGGUUCUAUCCAGAAUCAAACAUGGCAAAUCGCUGGUGGGCUGGAAAUGUUGCCAUGAGAGGUGUAGAUCCAGUAUCUUCGUCUCCUUCUCUUCAAUUGAGAAAUCUUGAAGAAGAGAGUACCCCUCCCGGUUUGAACCGAUUAGGUCCCAGACGAGAACAGGAUUUCAUUGACACCAACACCAAUAGCCCUAAAACAGCCGCCACCGCCACACCUCUCAGUACUCAUAACCAAGAAGAUCAAGAAGAUAGCAGAGACAACACCAACAACCAAGAUUCUGGCGACCACACAGCUCACGAAACCAUUGAACCAGGCAGUGGUAGCACAUCUCGCAGGCCUCGAGGCCGACCUGCUGGUUCAAAGAACAAACCAAAACCUCCCAUUGUCAUCACCAAAGAAAGCCCUAAUUCUCUCCGCAGCCAUGUCUUAGAAAUCAGCUCCGGCAGUGACCUUGUGGAGAGCAUUGCCAAUUUUUCUCACCGUCGCCAUCGUGGUGUUUCAAUCCUUAGCGGAAGUGGUAUUGUGAACAAUGUUACUCUUAGGCAGCCUGCAGCACCUGGCGGGGUUAUCACUCUUCAUGGACGAUUUGAGAUUUUGUCACUUUCGGGUUCUUUUCUGCCUGCCCCAUCGCCUCCUGGAGCAACGGGGCUGACUGUUUAUUUGGCAGGUGGACAAGGACAGGUGGUGGGAGGAACUGUGAUGGGGGAGCUGAUAGCAGCAGGGCCAGUGAUGGUGAUUGCAGCAACGUUUAGUAAUGCAACUUAUGAAAGGUUGCCACUUGAGGAGCAAGAGCAAGAAGGAAUACAACUGCAGCAGCAAGUGAAUUCAUCAGGGACUAAUGAUGGCAAUGCUACCGCAGGCGGUGGUACUAGUAGCGGUGGCGGUAAUAAUUCUGGGACUCAAUCUUCUCAGGGUUUAGGUGAGCAUGGUUCAAUCCCUGUGUACAAUUUGCCUCCUAAUUUGUUGCCUAAUGGGCAAAUACCACAUGAUGUGUUUUGGAGUCCCCCUCCUCGCCCUCCCCCUCUUACUGAUGAUGUGAUAGAGAGAGAGAAGAGUUGUUAUGCUAUGUUGUUGAAACUCGUUGAUGAAGAGAAGAAAUAUACCAGUCAAGAACUGCUCAUUAAUGGAAAUUUGUGGAUGAGACCAGAGAACUUUUUAAUUUUCUUAGGAAAUGUGGGGUUUAAUUCAUCUGCAAUUGCAUUAGAAUGGGUCGAUUCAUAUUCCGAUUUAGUCGAACUUUUAAAGGCGUUGAAUUUUGCAUCAUUAGUGCACAUUGGGCUAGUUUCCAAGUUUUAA